This is a messenger RNA of Saprolegnia diclina VS20, 2480 nucleotides long. RefSeq lists its product as hypothetical. Bases 9 to 2480 code for a protein of 823 amino acids. Lineage: Eukaryota; Oomycota; Saprolegniomycetes; Saprolegniales; Saprolegniaceae. Gene Ontology annotation, biological process: glutathione catabolic process; proteolysis. Gene Ontology annotation, molecular function: peptidase activity; protein binding. The record is from RefSeq and is a predicted model, not a curated record. The transcript has 6 exons.
UUUCAACCAUGAAACGCAGAGGGAGCCGCCGGUACAGCGCGUCGCGCGGGAUGCCAUCGGAAGCCGAAGAGAACGACCAUACGCACCAGGUGCUCAUGUACGAGACGCCGAGCGAGAUGGCGGCCAAGGGCCUUCCGAGCGUCAACUCGUCCGAGGGCCUCGAUGCGCACAACAACUCGUUCAUGACCUUUCGCCACAAGGCGUCGAUCACCGCGCUCGCCAUCCUCAAGAAGACGCAGCGCCUCUGCGCCGGCACGCAAGACAACCUCAUUGUCGUCUGGGAGCUCGACGAGUUCACGCCCGCGUACUCGCUGCAAGGCCACACGCGCUCGAUCACAUGCCUCGAGAACGUACCGGGUACGCAGGUCCUCAUUUCGGCGUCCGUGGACCAGACCAUUCGCGUCUGGGACGGCGACCGCGACUUUGCCUGCGUCCAAGUGCUCACGGGCUACAAUGGCCACAUUCUCUCCAUGACGUCGACCAACGACACGCUCUUCAUGGCCUGCCAGGACACGACCGUCAAGGUCGCCAGCGUCUACGCAUCGUCGCCGAGUGCGAUCCUGGCGCCGACAACCGAGUGGCAGAGCAUGAGCAACCACCACGGCUUUGUCUACGGCAUCCGCUACAUUGCGCCCGCCGGCAAGAAACCGCUCCUCUUUACGUGCUCCAGCGACAACUCGAUCGUCGUGCUCUCGGUGUGCAGCCUCGAAGACAAGAACCGGAUCUGCUCGGGCUCGGCCGACGAGACCGUGCGCAUCUGGAACACGCAGUCGCUCGCGUGCGUGCACACGCUGCAUGGGCACCGCGGCGGCGUCUCGAGCAUUCUCAGCACCGAGAUGUUUGUCUUUAGCGCGUCCGAGGACAGCACCGUCAAGGUGUGGGACAUUGACUUCAUCUCCAACAUGCGCCCGUCUUCCAACACCACCAACUCGACCAACACCAACUCGAAUACGAACGAGAGCCAAGGACCGGCGCGACCGCAGAAGCUCAAGAUGGACUCGAGUCUCAUGAGCGUCAGCGCCAUGUACAACAAGCAGACGUCGGACGCGUCCAUGAUCCACCUCUUGCGCAAGUUUGUGAGCAUCCCGAGCGUCAGCGUCGACCCGCAGUUAGUCGAUGAUUGCUGGAUGGCCGCCAAGUUUGUCAAGGGUUUGCUGCGGCAGCUCGGCGCCGAGUGCCGACUGGUGCACUGCGGUCCGAACAUCAACCCGAUCGUGAUUGGCAAGCUUGGGAACGACCCGACCAAGCCCACAGUGCUCAUUUGCGGCCACUAUGACGUGCAGCCGGCAAGCAUGGAAGACGGCUGGGACUCGAACCCGUUCAUGCUCACGGGCCAGAACGGAUACCUCUACGGCCGCGGUACGACCGACGACAAGGGCCCGAUCAUCGCGACGCUCUUUGCGAUCCGAGAACUUAUUGCGCGGAGCCAAGGCGGUCGAGCGACCGAGACCGAGGGUGAUGCCGCUGCGUCAUCGACGAAGCGUCCGAAGCUCUCGAGUGACAUGCCCAACUUUGUGUUUUUGUACCAAGGCGAAGGCGAGAACCAAUCGCAGGGCAUUCGCGAGACGGUCGAAGACAACUUGUCGUAUUUUGGCCCGAUCGACUUGGUGUUCAUCUCCAACAACUAUUGGCUUGGCGACACGACACCGUGCUUGACGUACGGUAUGCGUGGGUGCCUCGAGAUCCAGCUCAAGGUUGACGGGCCGGGCGUCGACCUCCAUGCCGGCGUCGACGGCGGCGCGAUCCGUGAGCCCAUGUUGGAUGUCGUCUCGCUGUUGAACCGCAUCGUCGACCCGACGACCGGACGGUUUACAGAGCCAGCGUUCUACGCUGCCGUGCGCCCCGUCUCGGAGGACGAGAUCGCGCUCUUCGAGUCGCUCGAGUUUGAUGUGGACGCGUACAAGCAGACGCUUGGCGUGCCAGCGCUCCUUCCGGCCUUUGGAAGCCACGGAAAAGCGUCGUUCGUUGACGUGCUCAUGAACCGCUGGCGCUUCCCGGCCGUCUCGGUCACGUCCGUGAAAGGCUCGAUCGACAACUCGUCUAUCAUUGCCAAGUCGGCGCAGACCGAGCUCACGCUGCGGUCCGUGCCCGACCAGUCGCCGGCCGAGAUUGAGCGGCUCGUGCUCGCGCACAUUCGCGCGCAGUUUGAUUUGCUCUCGACGACCAACACCUUGUCGGUGACCGUCAAGACCAAUGUGCCCUGGUGGCUUGGCGACAUCCACAGCCGGUACUUUCGGGCGGCCGAGCAAGCGCUCGAGAAGCACUGGAAGAAGAAGCCGAUGCUCGUGCGUGAAGGCGGCAUGUCGCAGAUCACGACCUUUCUCAAGACGACGCUCAAGGCGCCGUGCAUGCAUUUCCCCAUGGGCCAAGCGUCGGACCGCGCGCACUUGCAGAACGAACGCAUCCGCCUCCGCAACCUCCGCACGGGCAAAGACGUGCUCGUCGACUUCUUCGCUGCGAUUGCCUCGAGCAAGACUUAG